UGACUUGUGAGUGCGCGUGCGGGCACCUAGAUGGCGCGUGAUUCUUACUCAAUCGUCGUGACCGUGGGCUCUGGCCGAGACUCGUGGCCUUUCUUCCGCAGUCCAUCUUGGACAGCGUACGUGUUCGCAGAAGUGUCCCGAUCGUGUCACAAGCAGCGGAGUUCUAAGCUUAUUGCAACAAUGUAGCAGUGCAGCUGACCGCUAGUAACCAGGAAAGGAAUGAGAAGAGUCCGGAAGCUGGUACGCUUCCCAGGUACUAACGACUAGCCGUCUACAACAUUCCUAAGGUCCGUGCGUGUUCUUGCAAGUCCGUACGCAUCCAGAUACUAAUAGGUAGAAACAGUGGCAGAAGACAACACACUUACGGUCAAGUGUUAACAAGAAUACAACCCACCUCCCAAUAGAGAAUUACGAAAUAACAGCUGAGGAAAUAAGCGUCACGAGUUUAACACCCCGACAAAACCAAUUAUUAAAAUCGGCAAAAAUAUCCAAAGAUCCCUUUCAAAGGAAGAAAUAAAUAAAUAUGUAUAAAAACUAAAUCAAGCGUUCGCCGAACACGACCAAAAGAGAAAAAUUUGCGAACAACUUGAUACAUCAUCAUGGAUCCUAUGUCAUCAAAGUUUACCGAACCUCUGUCCGAAAGAAUUGAAAGAGCAACACCUGACUAUCGUCGGGCUGAAUCCUUUAAUCCCAAACACCAUCCCAACCAGUCAUUCCACAUGGAAAACAAACAAAACAUAACACAGGAUGAAAUGAUAGAUGUUUCUAGGAUGGAUGUCUUCCUAGAAAAAUCUCCAGAUUUUUACAUGAGUAACCUAAAUAAAAUUCCAGUACUACCAAUGGAGAGAUGGAACCGUUAUCUACAACAUUGGAAAAAUAAAAGUGAUAAAGCACGUCGAGUUUACCUGGCAGAAGUCAAUUCAAUUCUGGAAGAGGCGCUAGUAAUGAAAAAACAAGUGGAAAAGUACAAAGAAAUCAAUGAAUAUUCUUUCAUAUUCACAAUGUUAUGCGAAACCAUCGUAUCAAAAAAUACAUUAGUAUCGAAACCUCAGAUGAGUCAACAGUUAUUGAACUCCACAUCGAGUACUCUUCCGGCAACAGAUACAUCUGGAACAACAUUCGUAACCUCUUUAUCUAUGAAUCUUCGGCUUACACUUCAGAAACAAUCAAGUGACAUCAAAGUACCAACCCAAGAUAAUGAGGUAACCCAGGAUAAUGAGGAAAAAAAGCAUAAUACUAAUAAGCCAAAGAAACACAAAACAAAAAACAAAGCAAAAAACAAAACAAAAAACAAAACACAAAACAAAAAACGCAAAAGUAAGAAGAAACACAAAAAAAAGGAGGAAGAAUCAAGACCGAUUACUAAUACGAUUACCAAUACGAUUACCGAUACGUAGCACCUCGGGCAUAGAACCAAGGCCAAGUGAUAUGAAAUAGAUAAGGAAACAUCUUCUCGGACGAAGAUACGAAUGAUUCGACACAGCACAAAGUCCAUGAUGAUUACUAAGUCCGGACUAAGGGUACACCAGUUUUAAAAAACAAACUGUCAAGAAUAAAUGACCUGAGAACGAGUAAGUUCGUGGCAAACUGCCAAUGGAGGAAAAAUUGGCCUACCAUUCAGGAAAAAACCGAACCACAACGAAACAAAGUGACACGGUUCAUUAUAAGACUAAAAAACUUCAUCUAUAAAAGUCAUCUAAUAAUCGAGUCGAGUUUUUUGUUAUCCUUUGUUAUCUCUUGAGAGCAUCAUUUUCAUGAUAAGCAUAUACGACUUUUAAUUAUUUUAUUUUAUCUAAUAAAAAUAGCUUUCGCCGAAUAAGGACUUUAUCCAGGUUUCUUUUAAUAUACAAGAUUAAGGCGUAAUCUGCCGAAUUGAAGGAUGAGUUUGAGUGAGUAACUUUACAGAACAUAGUUGUACUUAACCAUUUAUAUUCGUACAAUAGUUUUGCUUUAUCAUAAUUUUUUAAUUUUUACUAUAACCAAUCUAAUCUAAUCAGUUAAACAUUACCCAGAUUAUUCCACUAAUAGCGAUUCUAACUGUUUAAGUCGCGGCAACGCGUUUCAGUCAGUACCGAAUAAGUCUUUUAUCGGUUAAAAAUCUGUUUAAAUCUGUCAAAAUCAUGUUCCGAAUAUAACAUCAUUUUAUAUAAAAAAAUUUUUUUUCAUUUUUUGUUAUUUUUUAGCGGCGAAAAUUACCUACCAAAUGCUUAUUUUACUUAGUUAUCUCUUUUAUGUUUAUACACCAUUGUGAUUCUGACUUUUGUUAACGCAGAAAAUAAAAAGAUGGAUCAGUUAAA
Molecule: messenger RNA, 2297 nt
Organism: Odontomachus brunneus
Lineage: Eukaryota; Metazoa; Arthropoda; Insecta; Hymenoptera; Formicidae
Exons: 3
Coding region: 600-1397 (265 amino acids)
Source: RefSeq, a predicted model, not a curated record